Pundamilia nyererei is the source of this 4304-nucleotide messenger RNA. It is a transcript of the gene kpnb1, whose product is annotated as karyopherin (importin) beta 1. The record is from RefSeq and is a predicted model, not a curated record. Gene Ontology annotation, molecular function: small GTPase binding. The coding region runs from base 320 to 2950 and encodes 876 amino acids. The transcript is spliced from 22 exons. Gene Ontology annotation, biological process: protein import into nucleus. NCBI's taxonomy places the organism in Eukaryota, Metazoa, Chordata, Actinopteri, Cichliformes, Cichlidae.
GCACGUUUUUUGGCGUCACUGCGUGAUAUCCCUCCGCGGGAGAGAAGCGCGCAGCCCUUUCCCUCCCUGUAGCACAGGAUGCGAACGGGCGGCGGUGAAGCGACGAGACGUGACUCUGCGCCGACGCUGUCAACAUUUCCCGCAACAUCCGAGUGAAAAUACGCCGAACGAAGACCGGGGAACCUCCGCCACCCGUAUCACCGACUGAACCCGUCCUGUGCCUGACAACGACCGAGCUCCGUGGAAGAAAUAUAAUCCGCUGUGGGCGCUGCGCGGCAACCGAAAGUGUCGGACUGAAGAGAGGCAGCCGGGGGAAGGAAUGGAGCUCAUCACGAUUCUCGAAAAAACCGUCUCUCCGGACCGGAAUGAGCUGGAGGCGGCGCAGAAGUUUCUGGAGCAGGCGGCCAUAGAGAACCUGCCCACAUUCCUGGUGGAGUUGUCCAAAGUGUUGGCGAACCCGGGGAACACUCAGGUGGCUCGAGUUGCUGCCGGUCUGCAGGUGAAGAACUCGCUGACAUCCAAAGACCCCGAUGUCAAGGCGCAGUACCAGCAGAGAUGGCUGGCCAUCGACAUCAACGCUCGCCGCGAGAUCAAGAACUACGUUCUACAGACUCUGGGCACGGAGACGUACCGGCCCAGCUCGGCCUCGCAGUGCGUCGCCGGCAUCGCCUGCGCCGAGAUUCCCGUGAACCAGUGGCCCGAGCUGAUCCCGCAGCUCGUCGCCAACGUCACCGAUCCGUCGAGCACGGAACACAUGAAGGAGUCCACGCUGGAGGCCAUCGGCUACAUCUGCCAGGACAUCGACCCGGAGCAGCUGCAGGAGAACGCCAACCAGAUCCUGACGGCCAUCAUACAGGGCAUGAGGAAGGAGGAGCCCAGCAACAACGUGAAGCUGGCCGCCACCAAUGCGCUGCUCAACUCGCUCGAGUUCACUAAAGCCAAUUUCGACAAGGACACGGAGCGACACUUCAUCAUGCAGGUCGUCUGUGAAGCCACGCAGUGUCCCGACACCAGAGUGCGCGUGGCGGCCCUGCAGAACCUGGUGAAGAUCAUGUCUCUGUAUUAUCAGUACAUGGAGACGUACAUGGGCCCCGCCCUGUUCGCGAUCACCAUCGAGGCGAUGAAGAGCGACAUUGAUGAGGUGGCGCUGCAGGGCAUCGAGUUCUGGUCCAACGUCUGUGACGAGGAGAUGGAUCUGGCCAUCGAGGCCUCAGAGGCCUCGGAGCAGGGACGCCCCCCCGAGCACACCAGUAAGUUCUAUGCCAAAGGUGCGCUGCAGUACCUGAUCCCCAUCCUCACCCAGACCCUCACCAAGCAGGACGAGAAUGAUGACGACGACGACUGGAACCCGUGUAAGGCGGCCGGCGUGUGCCUGAUGCUGCUCGCCACCUGUUGCGAGGACGACGUGGUUCCCCACGUGCUGCCCUUCAUCAAAGAGAACAUCAAACAUCCCGACUGGCGUUACCGCGACGCCUCCGUCAUGGCCUUCGGCUCCAUCUUGGAGGGACCCGAGCUAAACCAGCUCAAGCCGCUCGUCAUACAGGCGAUGCCCACCCUGAUCGAGCUGAUGAAGGACCCCAGCGUGGUGGUGAGGGACACCACGGCGUGGACGGUGGGCAGGAUCUGCGAGCUGCUGCCCGAAGCUGCCAUCAACGAGGUCUACCUGGCCCCCCUGCUGCAGUGCCUGAUCGAGGGCCUGGGGGCGGAGCCCAGAGUGGCCUCCAACGUCUGCUGGGCCUUUUCGUCUCUCGCAGAGGCGGCGUACGAAGCCACGGAUGCUGCCGAGGACCAGGAGGAGCCGAACACCUACUGCCUGUCCUCGUCCUUCGAGAUCAUCGUGCAGAAGCUUCUGGAGACCACAGACAGGCCCGAUGGUCACCAGAACAACCUGCGCUCUGCGGCGUACGAGGCUCUGAUGGAGAUCGUGAAGAACAGCGCCAAGGACUGCUACCCCGCCGUGCAGAAAACCACGCUGGUCAUCAUGGAGCGGCUGCAGCAGGUCCUGCAAAUGGAGUCUCACAUCCAGAGCACCUCAGAUCGGAUCCAGUUUAACGACCUGCAGUCGCUGCUGUGCGCCACUCUGCAGAACGUCCUGCGUAAAGUGCAGCAUCAGGAUGCCCUGCAGAUCUCAGACGUGGUGAUGGCGUCCCUGCUGAGGAUGUUUCAGAGCACUGCCGGCUCCGGAGGCGUGCAGGAGGACGCGCUGAUGGCCGUGUCCACGCUCGUCGAAGUUCUGGGCAGCGACUUCCAGAAAUACAUGGAGGCCUUUAAGCCGUUCCUUGCCAUCGGACUGAAGAACUACGCAGAGUAUCAGGUGUGUCUGGCGGCCGUGGGUCUCGUGUGCGACCUGUGCAGAGCGCUGAUGUCCAACAUCCUGCCGUACUGUGACGAGAUCAUGCAGCUGCUGCUGGAGAACCUCGGGAACGAGAAUGUGCACCGGUCGGUGAAGCCUCAGAUCCUCUCUGCGUUUGGCGACAUCGCUUUGGCCAUCGGGGGCGAGUUCAAGAAGUACCUGGACAUCGUCCUGGACACCCUGCAGCAGGCAUCGCAGGCUCAGGUGGACAAGACGGACUACGACAUGGUGGACUACCUGAACGAGCUGAGGGAGGGCUGCCUGGAGGCUUACACCGGCAUCAUCCAGGGCCUGAAGGGAGACCAGGAGAACGUCCACCCCGACGUGAUGCUGGUGCAGCCUCGGGUGGAGUUCAUCCUCUCCUUCAUCCACCACAUCGCCGAAGACGAGGACCACUCUGACGGCGUGGUGGCCAACGCUGCCGGACUCAUCGGUGACCUGUGCACAGCAUUUGGGAAAGAUGUGAUGAAGCUUGUGGAGGUUCGCCCGCUCAUCAACGACCUGCUGACGGAAGGCCGGCGCUCCAAAACCACCAAGACCAAGACGCUCGCCACCUGGGCCACCAAGGAGCUCCGCAAGCUGAAGAGCCAGGCCUGAUGGCGGGUGUCGUGUCAGGGCGAGAUGAGACUUCGGAUGACAUCACUGAGGACAAAUCGGCCGCUGGAUUAAAUCUUCUGUGUUUGUCGGCGUUUCGCUCGAAGCAGCAGAAGAAGAGAUGAGUGUCUGUGUGUGAGCGCGAGAGAGAGACGUGUGAGCGAGCGAGAGAUGAUGACAUCACACCACCUUCAGUUCCUGCAGGCGAUGACCCCUCCCCCUCCCCUCUUGGAUGGCCUGUGGACUGGACUGUGACUCCUCCCCCUUAAAGAAACCCCCUCUCCUUCCACUCCUCCCCCGCCUCUGCCCGCGAUCCGCCUCUUUCGCUGUAGCUGGGCUCUCCUAUGACAUCGUGAUGAUGUCACCGACCUGCCGCCGCCACCCCCCCUGCUCAGGGGGAGGGGGAGGAGGGGAACUGUGUGGAAUCAGCUGAUCGAGUGACUGCGUGGACUACUUCUUCUGUGGAAAACUGGAUUUUUGUUGCUCUUACGUUUCUUCUUCUGAGCACUAAACAUGGCGGCGGAGCUGUGAGGGACGGAUGCCUCCGCCCGCUCGGUCUCCUCCAAACAACGGCAGCACUAAAUUCCUUCAAAAUAAAAGCCGAAACGAUGCUGAGAGGAGCGAGUGCCAAAUGGGAAUAGUUUAGCCCGGGCGUGAGCGAGUGCCGCGAGCUGCCUCGGGUUUCCUCGCCGCCGCGCCUGCUUUGGGAACGGGUCACUCACCUUUUUGCUUGUUAAGAUUUCAGAUGAUUGAAGACGUUUGUAUGAGGUUCUAUUUUUCCAUUGCUAUGAUGAAAAUAAAGUUAAAGUGAUACAAAACAUUCCCCGAGCUCUUCUGUGCUUUCGCUCUUCUUCUUCUCGGACUCCUGGACUCAAACGUUUUGGACUCUGCUGAUUGGACGCUGAGCUCUGGCUGUCUCCCACUGUUGGCUUGUUUAUUCGACGCUACAAAGAACCAUGAUUUUUGUUUUUUGGAACUCACUUUAUGGCUUGUUCAGUAGCAGUGAGGCAGUCGCUCCUCGCUACUGGGUGACUUCCUGUUGGGACGGUUUCAAGAAAAACAACAAAAAACCCCAACACUGACACGAAGCUUAAACGCUGCAGAGCGCGCUCAUUGCCGCCUCUACGGCCGGAGAGCUUUGCUUUCAGUUGGUAAAUAUGAUGGUCACUGAAAGCCAAGUGGCUCUGGCCUCUGAGGCUUUUAUUUUGUAGAGGCGCGACAGCUGUAGGGAGGAAGCACUUCCUGUGUUGACAUGAACCUGAAAGUUUUAUUUCUGAAUUGUGAAUCAUUUGAAGCCGAUCUGCUUUUUCUUUCAUAUUCAACUUUAGUGAACUAAUAAAGUCUAUAUUGUACUGAC